AUUUCGCGAAAGGUGGCGCGAACGGCGCGCGCGUGCAAAUCCCUCGGACGCUGGUCGUUUUGGUCCCAGCUCGUGCUGACCACUGUCGCGGCGGUGAUCGUGGUGUUUUCGUUUCUGUACAAGGGUUUGACCAAGAGCACGGAUGCUGGGUUGUAUUUUAUCCUGUUCGGCUUGGUCGCGGGGUACUUUACGACAGUUUGGUCGCUGGGCGUCGUGCGAUUGGGCGAUAAGCUUCGCAAGGGGUCGAAGGAUCUGGAUUUAGUGCCUCCGCGCACGGAUGUCAUUCGAACUCUCAGCACAGGGCUCACGGUGAACGUCAUCGGACUCGGGGCGACCAUCGUCGGGUUGCAAGCCACGACGGGGAUGUUGUUCGCCAAGACGCUCACGGCGGCGGCGCAAAUGCCCAUGUACGGUGCUCCAGUCGUCGGCACGGGCGUGGCGUUGGACAUUUUCUUGGUGCAAGCUGCGUCGAACGCCAUGCUCGGGCACUGGUUCGGCUUGGCGACAAGCUUGUGGCUUCUCCGUACGGUUAACUUGCCU
Messenger RNA from Ostreococcus lucimarinus CCE9901, 540 nucleotides. RefSeq lists its product with no specific name. The record is from RefSeq and is a predicted model, not a curated record. The annotation marks the transcript as partial. The transcript has a single exon. NCBI's taxonomy places the organism in Eukaryota, Viridiplantae, Chlorophyta, Mamiellophyceae, Mamiellales, Bathycoccaceae.